This is a messenger RNA of Suillus subalutaceus, 1203 nucleotides long. RefSeq names its product NTF2-like protein. NCBI's taxonomy places the organism in Eukaryota, Fungi, Basidiomycota, Agaricomycetes, Boletales, Suillaceae. Bases 1 to 1203 code for a protein of 400 amino acids. The transcript has 11 exons. The record is from RefSeq and is a predicted model, not a curated record. Gene Ontology annotation, biological process: polyketide metabolic process.
AUGACGCAGACAGAAGUGUUCUUCAAUACCGUGGCUUCCGUAGUGAAACCUGCGACUCUAUUGAUGCUACUUCCCCAAGAUCAGACUAGUUGGUGCCAACAGUUCGCACAGGAAGGAUACAAUGUGGUACAUUUGACGUACCCUCUUCCCCCAAAUUCUUCUUUCAAGGAUGCGAUGAAAGUUGUCGAUGACAAAAUCAUUGCGCUGGGAGCUGACUGGGGACUGUUGACAUACGGUUUGACCACAGAGGAUGCGGAGACCCUUGUAUCGAAACUCGCUCUCUCGCUCGCAGAUCUGAAGGCUUGUGUUCACUUUUGCCCAGAUGCCGAGGUUACCCAUGGUUUUUUGAUGAAGGACAGCCAGAGGAGACACAUCCCAGUUACAUUUCACCUCGCUUCUUCUCAAGAAGUGCUCCAUGCCUCUCUGCUACUUUUCGAGGACCCGGCUAAUCUUGGAUAUGCUCUUCCGACUCACUCUCGAUUACCCGUGCGGGUGUAUUCAUACCCUCUAGUGUCAAAAUCCCCACCGUUUCCCUUCUCUAUUCAACCCCCCGUUAGUGUGAAUGUUAACGAUAAACAAUCGGUCGACCCCUAUCUUCGGUCGGCCUCUAACCUGUCGCUUACCCGAACCCUCGAAUUGUUGAAGGCGCAUCUUGGCCCUCAUUUCAACCUCGAGAGGCUCUGGGAGAAGCACACUUAUUAUGAAUUUAUCGAAAGAGAUGCACCUAGCAGUGAUACGUUGACGCAGGUUGCCACACCAUACGUCAAUCAUGUUGCAACGAUGACUGGAGGCGUCGGGUAUGACGAUCUGGCGAGAUUUUACAAGUAUCAUUUCACAACUGUGACACUGGAAGACUUUGAGCUCAUUACAGUCUCCCGGACCGUUGGUUGUGACAGGAUUGUCGAUGAGAUGAUUUUCAAGUGCCACCACACAUCUGAAAUAGACUAUUUUCUGCCUGGAGUAGCACCGACAGGGAAACACAUUGAGAUCGCUAUGGUCGGGAUAGUUGCCUUUAGAGGCGAUAAACUUUUCUUUGAGUACUGGGACCAAGCCGGGAUUCUUGUGCAGCUUGGAUUGUUGGACCCCACUAAUCUUCCUGUUGCUGGGGUUGAGGCCGCUAAGAAAGUUCUGGACCCUUUUGGUAUGCCCAGUAACACACUCCUGAAAAGGUGGCAUGAAAGCAAGGGACUUCCAAUCGACUGA